Messenger RNA from Nomia melanderi (Alkali bee), 2747 nucleotides. RefSeq names its product beta-catenin-like protein 1. Gene Ontology annotation, cellular component: spliceosomal complex. The record is from RefSeq and is a predicted model, not a curated record. NCBI's taxonomy places the organism in Eukaryota, Metazoa, Arthropoda, Insecta, Hymenoptera, Halictidae. Gene Ontology annotation, molecular function: protein binding.
CAGGUUAGGCGAUUUUUUCUCAAGUUGUGAGAACAGGUGCUGAGUUUCUUGGACCAGUUUGUUUGUUUGAUGAUAUAAUGUUUCCAUAUUGUUUAAUAAAUCUUUCCAUUCGUGUUUUAACAUCCACGAAAGUAAUGACGUGGACAAACAAUACUAUCACAGCGAGUGUACUGUAACAGUGGUUAUCAAAGUCUACUAUUUGUAACUUUGCAUAGUAAACAAGAUCAUAACCGUAAGAAGUAUUGCAUCAAUAAACGAUUACAAAUCAUCUAGAAUUAAUAAAUGUUCCUUCCAAAAUUGAAAAAAAUAUACAAAUAUAUAUUUUUAAAUCUAUCCAACGAAUCAUGAAAUGAUACUUUCUAUUUCCACUACAGGGAAACUACUGACAUCUUUAUAUUUCGUAGUGUAUACGGAACAAUUUUCUAUAGAAACAACCAAGUAGUGUCAGUUGAUUAAAGAAAUAAUUAAACGAUUUAUUGCGUUGAUAUUUUAUUCUUUCUGUAAAAUAUAAUGUUUACAAUUUAUGAGCAUUUUCAGUGACAAUUUCUUUGUAAUAAUGGAAGAUAUCAAGUGGGAUUAACGACUGUAAAAAUAGUACACAAUUUGUGAAUACGAAAUACAAUUACUAAUCGUUGCAAAUGGAUAUCGGUGAAUUACUUUCGUAUAAACCGCCGAAUACACCAAAAAGACCAGUAGCGGGGGAAGAAGACGACGAAGAUGAAUGGGAAAAUGCUAAGAAACCUAAACGGGUUAUUAAAACUCCGUAUCAUCCGCGUCAAAGACAAACAAGAGAAAUUGAAGUCACUCCAGUCAGAAGUAGUGAACCACCUACACCUAUUAGAGCCGCUUUGCCUUCACCAGCGAAUGAUGUAGUUGAACCACAAUUGACAGAGAAGGAAAAGCAAGAUAUUUUAAAAUAUGUUGAGACUGAAGCUCCAGAAGUUGAAGCAUUGGAUGAAGCAACGCUUAAAAGAAUGGUACUUCUGUUUGAGAAAAGAGCACUGAGGAAUCAAGAAAUGAGAGUGAAGUUCCCUGAUCAACCAGAAAAAUUUAUGGAAUCUGAGGUCGAACUGCAUGAAACUCUUCAAGAACUUCAUGUAGUUGCUACUAAUCCAGAUCUUUAUCCAUUAAUGGUAGAGUUGGGUGCUGUACCUUCUUUACUGGAAUUAUUAUCACACGAGAACACAGACAUAGCAGUCGGUGUUGUUGACCUUCUGCAAGAAUUAACGGAUGUAGAUAUUUUACAUGAAAGUCAAGAGGGAGCAGAUACACUCAUUGAUGCAUUAUUAGAGCAACAAGUUUGUGCACUUCUUGUACAAAAUUUAGAAAGGCUGGAUGAAUCUGUGAAAGAAGAAAGUGAUGGAGUUUAUAAUACUUUAGCCAUCUUUGAAAAUCUUUUGGAAUUUAGACCCGAUUUAUGUGCUGAUGCAGGAAAACAAGGAUUAAUGCAGUGGUUAUUGCGUAGAAUUAAAACAAAAGCACCAUUUGAUGCCAAUAAACUUUAUGCUAGCGAACUGUUAUCCAUUCUUUUGCAGAGUACUGCAGAAAAUAGACUUCUUCUUGGAGAACUUGAUGGAAUUGAUGUGUUGCUACAACAGUUAGCGUAUUAUAAAAGGCAUGAUCCCCAAACAGCUGAAGAACAAGAAAUGAUGGAAAAUUUAUUUAAUGUAUUAUGUUCAUGCUUAAUGGCAACAGUGAACCGAGAUAGAUUUUUAAGAGGGGAGGGAUUGCAACUUAUGAACUUAAUGUUGAGGGAAAAGAAAAUGUCCAGAAACGGAUCUCUUAAGGUAUUAGAUCAUGCAAUGAAUGGUCCAGAUGGAAAAGAUAACUGUAGUAAAUUUGUUGAUAUUCUUGGAUUGAGAACUAUAUUUCCCUUGUUUAUGAAAACACCAACAAAAAAUAGGAAGAAAAUGCUUACUGCAGAAGAACAUGAGGAACAUGUAGUAUCGAUCAUUGCUAGUAUGUUAAGGAAUUGCAAAGGUCAACAACGUCAAAGAUUAUUGAGUAAAUUUACUGAAAACGAUUAUGAGAAAGUAGAUCGAUUAAUGGAGCUUCAUUUCAAAUACUUGGAGAAAGUAGAAGAAGUUGAAAAGAACACUAAGGAAGAUGAAGAUGAAGAAGAAUCGUACCUGAGAAGAUUGGAUGGCGGAUUAUUCAUUUUACAGUUAGUAGACUAUGUACUAUUAGAAGCUUGUACCGGUUGUCCACCGGCAGUGAAACAGAGAGUUACGCGAAUUUUAGCACAAAGAAGAGCUUCCCUCAAAACAAUUAGACACAUUAUGAGAGAAUACGCUGGAAAUCUCGGUGACGCUGGUGACACGGAAUGGCGAGAAGCGGAGCAACAACACAUAUUACAACUAAUUGACAAGUUUUGAUGUACACUUCUUAAUGAAGAAUUUCAAAAUUUGGACUUCGUCGGUGUAUUUAAAUCGUUAUCGAAAGUUAUAUUCCUAUCCUUUCUCGGUACAUGAUACGGAUUCGACAUAUAAAGAAGUUCUUUCCUGCACACGGGAAAAGUAGAGUUCCUCUUACGUGUGGAGCAAUUGUUUAAAAUGCGCGAUACAUCAAUCGAUCGACGACGUAUCGAUAAGCUCGUUGUUUUUUCCCCGCAACACAAUAUCCCGUCAAAAUCCGUUCUUAUCGGGUGACAUCUGUAAAAAAAUUCGCAGUUUUACAGAUUUUUUUAAUCGGAGAAGUGUUUAAUCGCCUAUUAAUGAAAUAUUUGGAUACCAUAUCGUAGAUGUACG